Messenger RNA from Phragmites australis (common reed), 2973 nucleotides. RefSeq names its product probable ethylene response sensor 2. NCBI's taxonomy places the organism in Eukaryota, Viridiplantae, Streptophyta, Magnoliopsida, Poales, Poaceae. The record is from RefSeq and is a predicted model, not a curated record. Gene Ontology annotation, biological process: phosphorylation; signal transduction. The transcript is spliced from 6 exons. Gene Ontology annotation, molecular function: protein binding; ethylene receptor activity; phosphorelay sensor kinase activity. Gene Ontology annotation, cellular component: endoplasmic reticulum. The coding region runs from base 626 to 2509 and encodes 627 amino acids.
AAGGUAUACUAGUAUAUUGCAAGAAUUUUCGUCUUCCUCGUACGAUUCGGUUCUCGUUCAGCCACACGAAGUGCUCUUUAGAAAAAGAAAGCGGAGCAAUUAGCAUUCGCUGCUUCCAAUUAGCGGCGGAGUUUCUUGUCUAAGCUUUCGCAUCCAACCAUCACCAUAAAAGACGCCUUUUUUCAGUCACUUGCGGCUCCGAGGCAUUGGCUUCUUCUUCCUUCACUGCUCCUGUACGGCUGUGCUCCACAUCGAUCCAACCCCAACCCCGCAAUCGCAGAGCUCUUCCCCCGGCUCAGGUCAACACCCUGAGCUCUUGACUCGAUUUGCGGCGAAUGCUCGCGGCGCGGUUCUUGAUUCCGGCGCGCGGCUGAGGUGGAGCCGGCGCCGGUUUUAGUGCUCGUGAGGAGGGUUUCGUGCGAUUGGAGGUGUAAAGCUGCCUCGCUCCUUGCAUUUCGCGCUGUUCUUGGAGCGGAUUGUUGCCUGCCCUGCUCGUGCAGUCGUGCUCAAGCUAUUUCUACGCGCAGUUCCUCUUCGAGAUUACAGGGGGUUUUUUAUGGUAGAUUGUGGUGGUUGCUUGAUUCAAUAACUGCAGCUCCUUGAUCACCCUUUUAGCUGUUAGCAGAUGGAUGGAUGCGAUUGCAUUGAGCCACUCUGGCAGGCUGAUGAUCUCCUAGUGAAGUAUCAGUACAUAUCUGACUUCUUUAUCGCACUUGCGUACUUCUCGAUCCCUUUGGAGCUCAUAUACUUUGUUCAGAAGUCAGUGUUCUUUCCGUACCGAUGGGUGCUCAUACAGUUUGGUGCUUUCAUCGUUCUCUGUGGGGCAACCCACCUGAUAAACAUGUGGACUUUCACCACAUAUACCAAGACUAUAGCUGUAGUAUUGACGGUCGCUAAAGUGGCGACAGCAGUUGUGUCAUGCAUAACAGCUUUGAUGCUUGUUCAUAUAAUUCCUGAUUUAUUGAGCGUGAAAUCGAGGGAGAGGUUUCUAAAGGCUAAGGCUGAGGAACUUGAUUGGGAGAUGGGGAUAAUAAGAACACAGGAGGAGACGGGAAGACAUGUGCACAUGCUCACACACGAGAUAAGAAGCACGCUUGACAGGCACACUAUUCUGAGAACUACGCUUGUUGAGAUGGGAAGAACUCUUGGUUUAGCAGAAUGUGCUUUGUGGAUGCCAUCCCGCUCUGGAACAACCCUUAAGCUCUCCCAUACACUCCAUAACAAUGCUCUGCAUGGAUCAGUUGUUCCUAUCAAUCUUCCAAUUGUCACUAUGGUUUUUAAUAGUAACCGUGCAGAGAGGAUUCCAUAUACUUGCCCAUUAGCUUCGAUAAAGACUCAGACAAGCAGGAAUGGGCAACGAGAGGUUGUUGCUGUCCGUGUUCCACUGCUGCAGCUUACAAAUUUCCAAAUAAAUGAUUGGCCUGAGCUAUCUGCAAAAAGCUUUGCAGUGAUGGUUUUGAUGCUUCCUCCAGACAGUGCACGAAAAUGGCGUCCCCAUGAGCUGGAGCUUGUUGAAGUCGUUGCUGACCAGGUGGCAGUUGCACUGUCUCAUGCUGCCAUUUUGGAAGAGUCCAUGAGGGCCCGUGAUCUGCUAAUGGAGCAGAAUAUUGCUCUCGACACAGCACGCCGAGAGGCGGAAAUGGCUAUUUGUGCUCGGAAUGAUUUUCUUGCUGUCAUGAACCAUGAAAUGCAGACUCCUAUGCGAGCAAUCGUUUAUUUGUCCUCCCUCCUUUUAGAAACAAAACUUACUGCCGAACAACGCAUGAUGAUUGAGACUAUCCUGAAGAGCAGUGAUCUUCUAGCAACUCUUUCAAAUGAUGUGUUGGAUAUCUCCAAGCUUGGGGAUGGGAGUCUAGAGCUGGAAAUUGAUCCUUUUAAUCUGCAUGCUACCUUUACUGAUGUGGUUAAUUUAAUCAAGCCAGUAGCUGCACUCAAAAGGCUAUCUGUAGUGGUUCAUUUGGCUCCAGAGUUGCCUACCUGUGCAAUUGGUGAUAAAAAGAGGUUGAUGCAAAUAAUCCUAAAUGUUGCUGGGAACUCCAUUAAGUUCACAAAAGAGGGUCACAUUUCAAUUACAGCCUCUAUAGCUAGGCCCGAUUCUUUGAUGGACCCGUACGCUCCUGACUUCCGUCCAGUUCUCUCUGAUGGGUCUUUUUACUUGGCUGUGCAGGUAAAAGACACCGGCUGCGGAGUCAGCCCACAAGAUAUGCCUCACACAUUUACAAAAUUUGUACACCCCCAAAAUGAACACAGUAGCAAUGGAUUGGGGCUGGCCCUUUCCAGAAGAUUUGUCGCUCUUAUGCAAGGGAACAUUUGGCUCGAAAGCGAAGGCGUAGGAAAGGGAUGUACUGCAACAUUCGUUGUGAAACUAGGCAUAUCUGAUAAACCAAAUGCAAAUUUUCGAAGAAUUGUGCCUCCUGUUCAGCCAAACCAGGGAGCUGGAGGCCCUGAUGCAUCAACGAUGAAUGGCAGCAUGGUGGCUCCUCCACUUUGCUACCGGUCGAGCGUAUGACAGGCAUCUGAGGAGGCGACCUCAUCCGACGUGAGGCGGGUCAGCAGCCCGAUCUUGCGAUCAUGAUUUGUAUAUGGAUGGUAUGGUAGAGAUUGCUCUCUCCCUUUUGCGGAAUUGUCUUGCGCCUUGUCAAGAGCAGCUUCUAAUGCAUUGUAGCAGUUGUGGGCGAAUCCGAAAUUGUGGCUCAUCUUUGGGGAGUUAAGGGCAAAGGGAGCAGUGUUGUAAAUCGUAACAUUAGGGAGAAGCAACAGCAAGUGGCCUAGGGAUGCUGUAGUGGUCCUGGUAGGGAGAAGCUGAAGCUGAUCUGUACAGGAACCGAUUACUGUGAGAUGCUGAUAUCCUGACCCUGAAAGGGGAGGGAGAUGGGCUAACCAUAGUGAUCUGACAUUUACAGCCGUCAGAUCCUGGACAUGAGGUCGAUCGGGCCGCCCAGGUUCGAGCCCGUGUCCAGCCAUUUUUCUUUA